CAGGAAGCGGAAGAGCGGUGGAGUGGGCGGCUCUUUGUCGAAGCUUGAGGACCGGCAGGCGGCAGCAGCAACUACGGCGGCGGCGGCAGAACCCAGCAGUGAUGUGGAGGUGGAGACCCACAGGAGUCCCCGACUUCACCUGAGCUACCUCAGCAGUCACCAAGAGUGGCAAGAAAAGGAAGAAAGCCCUGACGUAGCAGGGACCAGGAUGCCUGACCGGGACAGCUAUGCCAACGGCACUGGAAGCAACGGUGGCGGCCCUGGAAGCAGUGGCAGUGAGGAGACGGGUGUGGCAGGAGCAGGCAGUGGAGGAAGCAGCUCGGAUGCCAUCUGUAGAGACUUCCUGCGGAAUGUGUGCAAGCGAGGCAAACGCUGUCGAUACCGUCACCCAGACAUGAGUGAGGUGUCCAACUUAGGGGUGAGCAAAAAUGAAUUCAUCUUUUGCCAUGACUUCCAGAACAAGGAGUGUAGCCGCCCAAACUGCCGUUUUAUCCAUGGCUCCAAGGAGGAUGAGGAUGGCUAUAAGAAGACAGGAGAGCUUCCCCCUCGGCUGAGGCAAAAAGUAGCAGCUGGCCUGGGCCUUUCACCAGCUGACCUGCCAAAUGGAAAGGAGGAGGUCCCUAUCUGCCGUGACUUCCUCAAGGGUGAUUGUCAGAGAGGAGCCAAGUGCAAGUUCCGUCACCUGCAACGGGAUUUUGAGUUUGAUGCUCGUGGUGGAGGCGGCACUGGAGGUGGGGGCUCCACAGGCUCAGUUCCCCCAGGAAGACGUCACGAUCUUUAUGAUAUCUAUGACCUUUCUGACAGGGGCUUUGAGGACCAUGAACCAGGCCCCAAGCGCCGGAGAGGUGGAUGCUGCCCUCCUGAUGGCCCUCAUUUUGAGUCAUACGAAUAUAACUUGGCUCCACCCCGAGGGGUGGAAUGUAGACUACUAGAAGAAGAGAAUGCCAUGCUCAGGAAGCGCGUAGAGGAAUUAAAGAAGCAGGUCAACAACCUGCUGGCCACCAAUGAGGUACUUCUGGAACAAAACGCCCAGUUCCGCAAUCAAGCCAAGGUCAUGACCCUGAGCUCUACUGCACCAGCCACUGAGCAAACUCUAGCCCCCACUGUGGGCACUGUCGCCACUUUUAACCAUGGCAUUGCCCAGACUCACACUACGCUCAGCAGCCAGGCUCUACAGCCUCGUCCUGUGUCCCAGCAAGAACUGGUAGCCCCUGCUGGAGCUCCAGCGGCUCCCCCAACUAAUGCUGCACCUCCUGCUGCUCCACCACCCCCACCCCCACACUUGAACCCAGAGAUCACGCCACUCUCAGCUGCUCUGGCUCAAACAAUUGCCCAAGGAAUGGCUCCCCCACCUGUCUCCAUGGCUCCUGUAGCUGUAUCUGUGGCUCCUGUGGCUCCUGUGGCUGUAUCGAUGGCCCAGCCCUUAGCAGGAAUCACAAUGAGCCACACCACCACUCCCAUGGUGACUUAUCCUAUUGCUUCCCAGAGCAUGCGCAUCACAGCCAUGCCGCACUGAUGGGGCUAAAGGACAUUCCCCUGGUGUAGCCUCUCAGGGCUGAGGUCAAGGGGCCCUUGCCCACUCGCCUAGCCCUUCCAACCCUGUCUGAAGGGCUCCCUCAAGAACUAGGACAAGAGAACAAGGAAUAUGCUUCUGAGGAGCAUUUCCUGAGGUGGAAUUGGGCAGGUGUGUUCUCAUCUGUCUUUUAGGAGUGCACUCUUGUCCUUCAGGCCUCACUCAAGUGGUGGUUUGCGUAGAAGUUCAGACUGAAGCCAGCAGCAAGGAAGGACUGACUGAGGGUCUCUGUCCUCGGUGCUCAGCAGGAAGUUGAGGACAUCCCUGGUUAUGUCCUUUCUUCUGAACAGCACAGGUUCCAGUACUGGUUUUGGAAGAAAAAGUGCCCCAUCCAGAGGGAGAUCCAGGAAAGAUUGGGAAGUGGGUGGCCAGAGAGAAGAUCUCAUAGGAGCCUUCAAAUGAUUUGUGGCCCAGUUGGUUUGAAUAAUACAGAAAUUGCUCCUGGGCCCCUGGGAAGGCCGGGACCAUAGUACUCCAGCCCAAAGACUAGGGGAGCAUCCAUUUACCUAGCUUGGUCUGGAUAUCUGUAGAGCAGGGCCCACUACUUUCCAAAGAAAUAAAAUUAACUAUUAUUUUUAACAAA
Molecule: messenger RNA, 2156 nt
Organism: Dipodomys ordii (Ord's kangaroo rat)
Lineage: Eukaryota; Metazoa; Chordata; Mammalia; Rodentia; Heteromyidae
Gene: Zc3h10
Product: zinc finger CCCH-type containing 10
Exons: 3
Coding region: 209-1516 (435 amino acids)
Molecular function (GO): metal ion binding
Source: RefSeq, a predicted model, not a curated record